CGCGGUGUGUAUCUAUUAUUGGGUUUGAAUGGGGAAGGCCCUUCUAUUCAUUCUAUUUCUGUGGUUCAGACAGAUUGGUGGUUGGUAUACAAUGUAUGAUUAGCAUAGAUAUAUACAUUUCCGAAUCGAAGGAUUGCUUCGCCAAAAUGUUUUUUAUACGUUUGCUUGAACGUUUACCGACUGACCUGGAAUCAGUCGUAUUGUAAAAAUGAGGCAUUUUAAGAAUCCAAGCUAGAUGGCUAGCUUUGCUAGCGUAACGUUAGCCAAUUUGCUAGCUAACCGUUAGCGGACUAAUCGUGUAAACGUUAGUUAUUUUGGUUUUCUAGCUAACGUUACAUUUUACUGAUGGGAUACCGUUAGCUGGCAAGGUGUCCUGUAGUUUGUCCCUCUGACUUCCUAAACCUAUCUAACGUUCGUUUACCAGCCUCCGCCUUAUUUCCUUAACUAUCGUUUCGUUUACUGGAUUUGACGUAACAUUAGCUGGCACUGGCUAGUAGCUGCAAGAUAUGGCCACUGCCUCUAGCUCCUGUGUGGGGAGAAAUGUGUCUAGAAAUGGACCCUCUGUCUCGACCCCGACCUCGGGAGCACCUGGACAAUCACAGCCUAUGGUCGUUGUAUGGGAAUGGCAGGAUGAUCUUGGCGUCUGGCUACCGUACAGCGGCCAGGUGAGCGGCUACAUAGAACAAUGUUUAUCAUCUCCGCGGGGACACAGGAGUGGGGGUCCUGGCUCCACCAGUAUCUGGCUCGGACAAUCAGAUCCCAGUUUGUCGCCUUAUCUUAUAGACAUACCAAGCUUGAAGCAGUUCCGCCAAGAUACAGGGAAAACGCGGUCUGUACGCCGUCAAUUGUUUGCCCAGUCCUCAGGCUUGGGUAGCGGAGUAUAUUGGGAGUGGGUGAAUGACGAAGGAGGAUGGACUCCAUACGAGACUCGCACUUCUAUCCUACUAGAACACAGCUACCAGGCACGGCAGGCCACGGCGGACAUUGUCUCACACGGCUAUAACUACAUAGUGGACCUCACGGCGCUGGCCCAGGUCAACAAGGCCACGGGCUACCGGCGACAGGUACGACGGCAGGGUAACCUCCCCUACCCACUGGCAUCUGGUGCAUCCGUCAUACACUCGGGCCCGGCCUGCUCCUGCCAGCAGUGUCUGAGCCACAGCAGCACUGGCCCCAUGUCCAGCCGCUCGCGCCAUUCCUUCUCGUCGGGGCAGCUGAGCCGGCCUAGCCUCCAGGUCCCUAGCAGGGCGACUGGAGCUCAUCCCACCUCAGUGUACUCACCCUACCCCAGGAGGCCACUUUCUGUGGGGGGAAUGGCGUGGGGAAGCCCCUGGCCACUGGCACCCUCCGCUAGUCAACUCCCUGGAGCUCAACUGGCCUUGUCCACCAGUGCCAAUGGCUUAAGUAUCCCCGCCAUCCCUGUGCAACUGAAUGGAUCCACCAGUGUGAGCUCAGCCCUGGCAGGCAUAGCCUCCAUUUUGAUGUCAGCAGUGGGACUCGGCGUGCGCUUCAUGACUGCCUCCUCCUCCGCUCCUCCUCCCCCCAUCAGCAGCAGCAGGCCCGCGGGCUCCAAAAGUCGCAGCUCGGUUAGGAGGGAAAAGAGGCAGCACAGGACAGUCCCCGCCCAGAAACCAGAGGAUGUCAUUCACCGCUACAUGGAGGAAGUUGCCUCUGCUCAAGACGAGGACUGCAUCAUCUGUAUGGACCGGCUGUCUUGUCCAUCGGAUUAUGACGUGGCGUCUGAGGGAGCCCAGCCCAUCCAGCCUGGCGCCGUGGGCAAGUUCAAGUGUGGACACACCCUCCACAUGCUCUGCAUGCUGGCCAUGUACAACAAUGGUACCAAGUCCCCAGCGGGCUCGGGAAAGGCCACGGAUGGCAGCCUCCAGUGCCCCUCAUGCAAGACAAUCUAUGGGGAGAAGACUGGGACCCAGCCCAAGGGGAAGAUGGAGAUCUAUAGAGUCUCCCAGUCCCUCCCUGGCCACCCUGACUGUGGAACUAUCCAGAUCAUUUACAGCAUCACCCAUGGGAUACAGGGUCCAGAGCACCCUAAUCCCGGGCAGUCGUACACCUCUAGAGGCUUCCCUCGCUUCUGCUUCCUCCCAGACAACAAAAAGGGCAGAAAGGUGCUGGAGCUGCUGAAGGUGGCAUGGACACGGCGCCUCAUUUUUACGGUGGGAACGUCCAGCACCACGGGCGAGCCUGAUACGGUGGUGUGGAACGAGAUCCACCACAAGACGGAGAUGAUGUCCAACGUGUCGGGUCAUGGCUACCCGGAUCCCAACUACCUGGACAACGUGCUGUCCGAGCUGGCCUCCCAGGGGGUGAGCGAUGACUGCCUCCUCAGACAGGAGGACCCCAGCCAGGGAGGAGCGUCAAACUCUAGACUGUGAAAACUGGUUAUGGCUAUGGAGCAUCCGACUGUGAAACUGACCGUGAAUCACUUUCCUCGUAAUGUCGCAACUUCAACAUAGAGAACAUAAGGGAUAAACCAAGUAUUCACAUUCCCACCUGGAUGUGUUUUUAUUAAGUAUUCAAUGCAAAGCGUAUGUCUGAGUGCAUUGUGCCGAAUACUACACAUACUGAUAAUGUGGGGUUUGACUUGGACUUUAUUAGCUGCAGUAGUGCUCCAUUAGCUCUUGGUUUAGUCACCUAGGCUGUUUCUCAAACGGCACCCUGUAUACAUCCCUAUAUUUGUAGUGCUAUAUAUAUAUGUACACACACACAGUGGGGGGGGGUAUUUAGGCAGCCACCAAUUCAAGUUCUCCCACUUAAAAAGAUCUCCCACGUAUUUUCCACCAUAAUUUGCAAAUAAAUUCAUUAAAAAUCCUACAAUGUGAUUUUCGGGGAUUUUUUUCUUAUUUUGUCUGUCAUAGUUGAAGUG
This is a messenger RNA of Oncorhynchus gorbuscha (pink salmon), 2881 nucleotides long. RefSeq names its product probable E3 ubiquitin-protein ligase DTX2. Gene Ontology annotation, biological process: Notch signaling pathway; protein ubiquitination. Gene Ontology annotation, cellular component: nucleoplasm. The coding region runs from base 507 to 2390 and encodes 627 amino acids. NCBI's taxonomy places the organism in Eukaryota, Metazoa, Chordata, Actinopteri, Salmoniformes, Salmonidae. Gene Ontology annotation, molecular function: ubiquitin protein ligase activity; zinc ion binding. The record is from RefSeq and is a predicted model, not a curated record. The transcript is spliced from 10 exons.